Molecule: messenger RNA, 1714 nt
Organism: Pseudoliparis swirei
Lineage: Eukaryota; Metazoa; Chordata; Actinopteri; Perciformes; Liparidae
Gene: znrd2
Product: zinc ribbon domain containing 2
Exons: 4
Coding region: 73-825 (250 amino acids)
Source: RefSeq, a predicted model, not a curated record
CAAAAGAAGAAGAAGAAGGAGGAACUUGGCGACUCUGACGUCAUCACGCUGAACGUGUAGCACUGAAGCAACAUGGCUCUGAAUGGAGAUGACAAGGACUAUGAGUGGGAGCCUCCAACAGAGCCGGAGAUGAAGGUGAUCCAAGCUCGCAGGGACCGACAAGACAAAAUCAGCAAGCUGAUGGGAGACUACCUGCUCAAAGGAUACCGGAUGCUGGGAGAGUGCUGUGACGUGUGUGGGACAAUUCUUCUCCAGGACAAACAGCAGAAGUACUACUGUGUCUCGUGUCAGGAGCUGGACUCGGAUGUUGACAAGGACAAUCCUGCUCUGAAUGCACAGGCUGCGUUGUCCCAAGUGAGAGAGCAACAGCUUGCAGCUCAGUCCAAUGCACCCACCCAGGCACCCACCCAGGCACCCACCCAGGCACCCACCCAGGCACCCACCCAGGCACCGCCCGAGGCCCCCGAACUCAUCGGAGGCCCCAGCAGCAGCAGUCAGGCAAGUGUGUUGGUCCCUCUGCCCAGACCAGAGCACUGUGAGGGGGCUGCAGCAGGGGGGAGGGCUCUCUUGCCUCCGCCUGCUCUCCCUCCUCCUGCAGCUCCUGCCCCCACCCCAGUCCCGGCACCGACUCGCCCCCCAGUGAUUCCACAGAGCCCUGUCCUCCAACCGAUGUUGCAAGAAGCUGAGGAGGCUGUUCUAAUCAAACUUCGAUGGGCCACCAACCAGCUCCAGAGUUCGGCCUCCAUGGAAUCAAGUAUCCAGCUCUGCAGCCUCAUCACCAGCUGUGCCAACUCGCUGCGCAGCCUCAAGGAGCUCAGUCAGUAACCGUCGUGGGAAAGGUUGAAACCCUGGAGUGCUGUUUCUGCUCGCCUCUGUCCUGGAAUACUGACUCUGGUGAGCUGCUUUGCAGCAUUUCUCUUGGACUGACUCCUUGCAUAGAACUGAAUUUAAAAUUGGUCGGCAAAUGCACUAGAAAUAAGAUUAAAAAUGUCAUAAGUUCACAAGUUGCUCUCGAGUUAGCGUAUGGCUUGCAGAAAUAUAAUGUUACAUUGUUUCCUACAACAUUUAAGUACACACGUUUGAACAUUUUGACUUUUUUGUUGUCAAUUUGUAAGUUAUGACAGGAACAGAACAUGUCUAAAUGCACCUUCGUCAUUGGUGUGGAUUAAAAAACAUCUUGACGUUACAACGUUUUAAAGCGAGUAAUAAUCUAUGCUUAGGCUUUAAUUAAUCAAAAAAAGCCACCAAAUUGAAAUCUUGGUAAAUGUCAAUAUUGGUUUUCUCAUUGGUUGUUCAGUAUCCAAACCAAUGCUGUCCAAAUUCAAACAAAAGCUCAAGCUCUUUGCCCAAAUGUCUGUAUAAUUGUGUGUCUGCACAUGCAACAGUGUUGUUGCUGAUGUACGACAUACUAGACCGAAAGUCCCCAACUCUAAUGUAGAGACGACUGUUGGUUGUUGGAAGCGCCAGUCCUCUGACAAGAGAUGCAUUUUUAUAUUUGCUGUCCGGUCUGGGUUCACAUGGAUAUUGCUGUCUGAGUCUCUGGUGAUGCAAAGAUUGUCAAUGUGUGCUGGAAGGUCUGAGGUUUUUAUUGUAAAUAUAUUUGAUAGGUGAUGAUGGGGAUGUGGCGCUCAGACGAAAUGGGGCCGCAUUCGGGAGUCAGUCAUUAUUCUUCAUUCAUUAAAAGCAUCAAGAGCAAAUAAAAAUGUGCACUUCA